This is a messenger RNA of Lolium perenne, 898 nucleotides long. RefSeq lists its product as uncharacterized. The record is from RefSeq and is a predicted model, not a curated record. NCBI's taxonomy places the organism in Eukaryota, Viridiplantae, Streptophyta, Magnoliopsida, Poales, Poaceae.
UAUACCUGCUGAUCCACUCGACACUACACAUAUCCUCGGGCGUCUCUGCAACAAUCCACAGCUAGGAGUUGAUAACAUCGACCGAGAUUGAUAUUGAUAUACUUGCUGGUAUUUGCACAGCACCGAUGGCUUCGUCGGCGGUGAGCCAGAGCCACAGCGGGCAGCUGCAUCCUCCGGCGGGGAGCAUGAUGGCGCGGGUGGACCGGCUGGACCUGGUGGUGGGGUACCUCGAGGAGAUGCGCCACCACGGCAGCAGCGCCAGGUCCUCCACCUCGCCGUCGACGCCCACCACGUUCUCUUCCUCGUCCCCGACCACGCCCCGGUCGACCGGCCGGUGCCGGCCGGCGGAGGAGCUGCUCCGGGAGACGAAGGCCAAGGGAAGCCUCGUGGAGCGCAUCGCGUUCCUGGAGAACCGGGUGCUCAGGAUGGAGGAGGAGCGACUGUUGGCGUCGAGCAUGAGCAUGGAGAUGUCGCCGGAGAGGACGAGCAGGUUGAGCAGUAGCAUGAACAACGGCGGGAAUGGGACUGGGAGCGGGAGCGGGAGGAAGAAGAAGGGGCUGAAGAGCCUGGUCAAGUCGUGCGUCAGGGGAGGCGCCAAGCUCAAGACCAAGGACUAGUCCUGUACGUAUGUACGUGUAGUAUACAACAGCUGAAGUAUACACGUGUCUUCGUAGCUAGGGAGCGUAGUACGGCACAGAAACACGCGUGUAUGUUCUCGCUUAUGCGUGUAUGUACAUGUAGCCAGCGAAUCGUGAAUUUUACACGUACGUAUGUAUAUGUUUUCCCUCCGUCUAGAAAAAAUGUUGUCUAGAUAUACACGUAUCUAUACGUGUUAGUGUAGAUAGGUGCAUUUUUUUUGACAAAUCUAAAAGGAGGAGGCUGGAAUAUAUAUUCCAUA